AGUCAGGGCUACACUUGCUGGGCCGAUACAGUUAGCUAGCUAGCCUAUUUCCAUUGCAUUUGAAUAUAAUGAACACUGUACUAUUACAAUCCAGUGCUAGCAAUAUGGUUACCUAGCUCACGAAUCCAGCAGACCAAGAACAAUAUCCCUGACGACCUACCUAUUAUGCUUAGUGAGUGUAGGUAUACCGACAGGCAUGCUGACAGGGCCAGUUUAGCUGUAACACCAAGAGGCCAUUGGUGUUGUUAUAAGAAUGCUAUCAAAGAUAAUUCAUAACCUAUAGCUAACUGGCUCAUACAGUUAGUAUAUAAGCCAAGAUGCAAGCCUAUUCGAACAACAUGCACCCAUUUGAUUUUUUAGGUCAGCUAUACUCAUGAACUUUGACGGUCUGGACCCAGGGAUGGGUGAAUACGCACCUGCCCUCCAUGGGAGUCUAGAGCCAGGUAUGGAGCCCUCAAUGGACCCACGGCUCAAUCCUGUCUUGUUGCAAGGUGUGGAGCUCAAUCCAGAUGGUUUUACCGUGGCCGUACCCGAAUCUGUGCACAUGAUGGAAGGGAUGUUCUCAGAACUCCACAGUGUGCAUGCAGAAGUGGGCGUUCCUGUCACAGCAACUCACUUUGACCUGCAAGAGGAGCUGCUCUGGAUGGGGAACCACAGGGGGCAUGGAAUGUCCUUCUUUGGUCCCACAAUGGGUCGCUACUCUUCUUUCCAGGCGCACUCAACUGAUGAUAUUCGUUAGAUUCAGAGCAUGGAGACAGGGGUUCUGUUUCUCUCUAAGAGUAAUCUCAAGUGCCAAACUCGUGGAGGCCUUGUCAUGUUCGACUACCUAAUGGAGGAGGGAGCUGACAUGCAUAGUCUGCUUAUGACAGGAAACAACGCAAUGCUCAUGGGUGGACUACAGAAUUAUGUGCUUGAAUUUGACCUUAAUACUGUGCAGCAGACACAAAGGUAUACGGUCGAAGCUCCAGGGGUAGCUAUCAUGCGGCAGUACAAUCGUUUCUUAUUCUGUGGGAACAUAUCUGGGAAGGUGUCGCUUUGUGACCUGCGCACCUUCAAGCUAGAACAUGAGUUUGAUGCCUUCUCCAGUAGCCUGUCAGACUUUGAUGUCCAUGGCAACCUCUUGGCUGCGUGUUGGUUCUCCAGUCGAGGAAUGAACGAACUAGCGUGUGACCGCUUCCUCAUGGUGUUUGACCUGCGCAUGAUGCGCACUGUGACACCACUCCAGGUGCAUGUGGACCCCCUCUUCUUGUGCUUCAUCCCUACGUACACGUCACGCCUGGCCAUCAUCUCACAGACAGGACAGUGUCAAUUCUGUGAACCCACUGGGCUAGCCAACCUGGCUGAUGUCUUCCAUGUCAACACUGUUGGCCAGUUGCUCAUGAGCUUCGACGUGUCCUCCAGCAAGCAGGCUUUGGUCUUUGGGGACUCUGGAGGAGGUGUGCACCUUUGGUCAGACGCCCCAGAGGUCUCCUACAACGGUUAUUCACAGGAGACUGAAUUUGCUCUGCCCUGUCUGGUGGACUCCUUGCCUCAGCUGGACUGGAUCCAUGACCUGUUGCCCUUGUCCCUCAUCCCCAUGCCCUUUACCAGCUCAGAGCCACUACUGUCAGACUGGGUCACCACACAGGCCACUCCCAGCCCUAGACGAGCACCCCCAGUGGACCCAGAGAUCCUGCAUACGAUGAAGACUGUCGGGUUCGUUGGUUACGCCCCCAAUCCUCACACCCGUCCCCGGGACCAGGUUCCGUACAAGAUCAAGGAGGUGGAGCUGGACUUUGACAACUACAAUCAGGGGGUUCCUGAGUCUCCUAUUGGUCGAGAUGAAGAACCACACAUCUACAUGGUGCCCAAAAAAUACAGGAAGGUCACCAUUAAAUACUCCAAACUUGGGCUGGAAGACUUUGACUUCAAACAUUAUAACAGGACCCUGUUUGCUGGCCUGGAACCUCACAUUCCCAAUGCUUACUGUAACUGCAUGAUCCAGGUGUUGUAUUUCCUGGAGCCAAUCCGCUGCCUGGUCCAGAACCACCUGUGUCAGAAGGAGUUCUGUCUGGCAUGUGAGCUGGGCUUCCUCUUCCACAUGCUAGACCUGUCACGAGGAGACCCCUGUCUGGCUAGUAAUUUCCUCAGAGCUUUCCGAACUAUCCCGGAGGCGUCUGCCCUGUGUCUGAUCCUGGCUGACUCUGAUGAGCAGACGGGGAAGGCCAGGUUGGGCCGUCUCAUCCAGAGCUGGAACCGCUUCAUCCUCACCCAGCUCCACCAGGAGACCCAGGAGCAGGAGGGGCCACAGGCCUACCGAGGAGCCAGCAGCAGUGUUCUGGGCUCCUCAGGAGAGUCUGUGAUUGGAAGGAAGUUUGGGUGUGAGGUUGAGAACAGCAGCCUGUGUCGCUGUGGAAAGGAGACAGGGGUAACACAUCAGCAGUGGUAUCUAUUCAAUGACUUCCUGAUUGAGCCAAUUGACAAGGCUGAAGCAGCACAGUUUGAUGUGAACUGGAAGCUUCCAGCCAUCCUGUAUUACGCCAAGAGAAACUACCACUCCAAAUACGACCUACGCAUUAAGAACCCCAUCGAGGCCAGUGUGCUGCUGACAGAGGCAUCGCUGGCGCGAAAGCAGAGGAAGAGCCACGCCACGUUCAUCCCCCUCAUGGUCAGUGAGAUGCCCCAGGCCGGGGACCUCGUGGGACUGGACGCUGAGUUUGUCACCCUCAACCAGGAGGAGGCAGAGCUACGCAGCGACGGCACCAAGUCCACCAUUAAGCUGUCUAUGGCACGGAUCACCUGCGUGCGUGGUCAGGGUCCCAACGAGGGAGUACCGUUCAUCGAUGACUACAUCUCUACUCAGGAGCAGGUGGUGGACUAUCUGACCCAGUACUCAGGCAUCAAACCAGGGGACCUGGAUGCUAAGAUUUCUUCUAAGCACUUGACCACUCUGAAGUCAACAUACCUGAAGCUGCGCUUCCUCAUUGACACCGGAGUGCGCUUUGUUGGCCAUGGUUUACAGAAGGACUUCCGGGUUAUAAAUUUGCUGGUGCUGAAGGAUCAGGUAGUUGACACCGUCUACCUGUUCCAUAUGCCUCGUAAGAAGAUGAUUUCUCUGCACUUCCUCGCCUGGUACUUUCUGGACCUUAACAUCCAAGGUGAGAACCAUGACAGUAUUGAGGACGCACGGACUGCCCUUGCUCUGUACAGGAAGUACCUGGAACUGAGUUGUGGAGGAGCGAUUGACGAAGUCCGCAAAGUUCUGAAGGGACUCUAUGAGAAAGGCCGCAAGCUAGACUGGAAAGUCCCUGACUGUGACACAGGAGAUGGUCAAGGUAGCCCAAAAAGUAUGAAACUGGCAUUGCAAUAGAGGGUGUAAUGUUGGUGGGAUCUGGAUAUUAUUGGGGCUAACUUUAUUUUUAUUAGCAGUAUACGGGAUCUAUCAAUCUUCGUUGAUUGAAUGUAGUCCCCUCAGUACAGUCUUCCCCUCAGUGAAGGGUCUGUGAAGAGUGCCUGAAGACAUUCCUGCCAAACUGAUUUAAUCCUGGUGUUUAAUCAUUUCAAUCAGCCUUUUAUUUAUUGUUAAAACCAGUACUCACAAGGUAUUGACUCCCAUAAAGUAUGAAACUGGACAGGUUAUCAACAAGAGCAGAAUGCUGAAAGAGGUUGUGUCAGUGUCCCAACUUUCCACAUCAUCUUGCUUGCCUGUACAGUACCCUGAUCUGACUCUGCCAUUUACAUUAUUUGAAAAAGGACUGAACAGUUUUGAUCUUCUCCAAAACAGAAGUCAAAACAAUUUCUACUUUCAUAAAGAGUGUUUGUCUUUAUGCUGUACAUUAUGCUGCUUACAUGGGCAAAUAAUGUUAAGAUUUUGAUAAACUUUUUAUAGUGAUGUUUUUUUAAAUAAAAGCUUAAUAUAGUACACUGAA
Molecule: messenger RNA, 3908 nt
Organism: Oncorhynchus tshawytscha (Chinook salmon)
Lineage: Eukaryota; Metazoa; Chordata; Actinopteri; Salmoniformes; Salmonidae
Product: PAN2-PAN3 deadenylation complex catalytic subunit PAN2-like
Biological process (GO): nuclear-transcribed mRNA poly(A) tail shortening
Cellular component (GO): P-body; PAN complex
Molecular function (GO): protein binding; nucleic acid binding
Source: RefSeq, a predicted model, not a curated record